This is a messenger RNA of Oreochromis niloticus (Nile tilapia), 4342 nucleotides long. RefSeq names its product leucine-rich repeat-containing protein 3C. Gene Ontology annotation, molecular function: protein binding. Gene Ontology annotation, cellular component: plasma membrane. NCBI's taxonomy places the organism in Eukaryota, Metazoa, Chordata, Actinopteri, Cichliformes, Cichlidae. Bases 1981 to 2796 code for a protein of 271 amino acids. The record is from RefSeq and is a predicted model, not a curated record. The transcript has 5 exons.
UGUUUGUUUGUUUGUUUGUUUGUUUGUGCAGUCACAGAUCAGUUUCUGGCUUUUUAGGAUGUGUCUCCAUGGUAACAGUGUUGCUCCAAACCAAAAAAGUCUGAAACAUUUGGGAUGUGAGCAGCACUGACAGCUGUAAGCUUAGUGGAGAUACAAGGUUUGCAUGGAGUUAAAUAUAACGACAUUAUUAAUGACAGUACUGAGAAUGGGCCCACAGAGGUGUGCUGUUGUUCAGAGCGGUCUGAUGAUGGAGCUGAAACAGGUUUAGAAUAAUAUUGUAAUAAUACUUAUAAUAAUAACAACAACAAUAAUAAUAUAAUAAUAUUGUUGCUAAUUUUACAUUCGUGGGUGAAGACUUUGUUCUGAGCAGAUCAAACAAAGGCACGUGUGUCCUGUCAGCGUGCGAGAGCCCCGUUUCCUGUCCGUGGGGUCAGAUGUUUGUUUGGUGAUGUCACAGAGGGACGUGUCCGUGCUUCGGCCUGUUGUCUGAACUAAAACGUUUGACCUCAAAUAAAACAGGAGUAAACAUCUGACACAGGGAAGGCGAGCACGCCGCCAGCCUCCAUCACUGACCUACAGUCAGCUUUAGUCUGUGAUCCCACACCAACAUCAAACUGAAGUCUGGGCUGGGAUGUGAUCAGGAUGCAGUGCGGCUGGGUCAGGGUCACACCUGAGUCAGGACCCUUUAAACGGUCAGGGAGGGGCUUGAACGGUUUCCAUGGCCACACAUUAUAUCAGCGUUACAGGAGUGUGACGCUUUACGUUGAUCCAAAUAAUAACGAUAAAUAUUGAUGAAUACAAAAACAGAUUUGUGGUCUUUCAUGUGACUGCUGUGAAGCGUUGCUGACCGAGUGCGAUCCUGCUCAUGACCUCAGCACAGGUGAUGAUGAUGAUGAACUCACUGCAGCUGUUACAGUACACUGAGUGUGAGGCUUCUGAGUGGGUGGAGGAGCUCAAGUGUUGGGCUGUGUUCACAGUGAGCGUGGAUGGAUGUAGUCCUGCGUUCAGCUGGAGGUCACUUCACUGUAAUCCUGUCAGUUUCUUAUCAACAACAGUUCACUCCUGAAAGAGCACAACAGGCUUUUAUUGUGAAAGGCAAGGACAGGAAGAUUCAUUUUGAGUAGAAAACACUGAGGAAGAGGAGUCACGUGACAGGAUGACAGAAUUCCUCCUUUUACAUGAGUGCUGAGACAACAGGAAGUUAACCUGUCAUCUGAUUUGAAUCUCAGUCAGGUUUUUACCUGGAUCAAUAAAACAUGAACAAUGUCACACUGAUUAUUAUUGAUCUGAGGCUUUAUUGAUCCAGCCAACAGUAAGAACUCGAGUGUGAUCAGAAUACAGUUUAUUUGUAGCUGUGAACAAAGGCUAUGUUUACCACAGUGAUGAAAAGUUUCAAAGUAAAAGCCUCGUCGGUGUAGCAGAGCUCAGAGGAACAGACCAGCAGCUUUAAAGGAUUCAAACGUUAACUUCUUUUUUUUUCUUUUCUUCCUUAAUCCCUGUGGGAGGAUUUAAUCUGAUAAUCUGCUCAUUUCCUCGUUGGCUUUAUGAAUCCAUCUCCUUUAUCUUCUUCUCAUCCCGUUGUUCUCCUCCUCCUCACUCUGUGUAAUCCCCGCCUUAAUCUUUUGUUUUCCUGCUGUUUUGUUACAACAUUGUUUUAUUCCAGAAACUUUCUCUCCCGGCGUCUGACAUCAGUAUCAAGUGUUAAUAACAAGUUAAUAAUGAUUAUUGAUCAGCUGACCGUGAUGGUGUGUUUCUGACGUCUUAGUCUUUAUUCCAACAAACAUCACUGAGAGGACUGACUGGAGCCUGCAGGGGACGCCACUGAACUUUGAACUGUUUUUCUGCAGACAGGCUCCACCCCCGGCUCCUUGCUGCUUACAACGAGUCAAAAUAGCCGCCCGCAGCUGAACAUGUGACAGACAGUUAAAGUAACAAGUCGACUCUGUGAUCAUCAUAUCCUACGCCAAGCACCUGCUGCCGAUGUCUUCCACUGCGGUGGAUGUUUCACUGCAGACGAUGCCCCGCCUCUUUCUUCUUCUUCUGGUCUUGCUGUCACUCCGCCCGGUGUCAGCCACAUCGCCACUCACCGUGGCAUUGGGGCGUCGUGGCAACCGAAUCUCCACUAUCAGCGCCUGCCACCAACUGGAGACAGCAGACGGAGGACUGACGGUCCGCUGCACUGGACUCAGACUGACCCAGGUGUGUUUGUCUGCUCAGGUACCCAUCGGCCUGUCUAACCACACCACUCGUCUGUUUCUGAAUAAAAACCUGCUGACCUCUCUGGCGGCCGACACGUUCUCCAGUCUGUUCCUGCUCGAUGAGCUCGACCUGUCGCAUAACCAGCUCUCCUCACUUGAAGACGGUUGUUUCCGUGGGUUGGACUCGCUCUCCUUCUUGGACCUGUCGCACAACCGUCUGUCCACGCUGGAGCUGCCGGUGCUCGGCGGUCUGCAGAUUGAGGCCAACCUCACACAUAACCCCUGGCACUGUGACUGCAGGAUGGAGCUGUCCAUGCCUCAGUUGGAUCUGGACCCGACCUCACUAGCAGAAGUUGUCUGUGCAACUUCUGAUCUCCCAAACCUCGGAGCUGUCGGGAUACCACUGGUCGUGCUGAUGGAGGACUGGGAUCUGUGUUUGUCUGUGAGGAGAACCACUGAUGUGGUGACACUCGUCACCAUGUUCCUGUGGCUCUUCAUGCUCAUCUGCUACCUGGCCUACUACAUACGCCAGAACCAGGCGGUCACGCGCCGAAACCUGGAGUACCUGAAGUUACUGGAGAGCAAAAAUCCAAAAUAAACCCAAAAAGACAACUUCAUGAUGACCUUUUGGAAAUCCUGAACGCCUGUAAUUUCACCAAAGAGUUAGAGUUACCCACAGCUGUAUUUUCCCUCAAAGACAUCCGUAACCUACGACUACCAGAGCAAUUUCUAUGCCCACAGGUGCCCACGGGACUCCAGGUACCUUCUGAUCGGUUGCUCCCCUCCAAAAGUUACAAAAGCACAUAAAGGACUCCUUAAGGGUCUAAUGCAAUACCUCACUGACACUCAGCAUCUCUAAGGAACGCCAAAGCUUCUCUAGAACUUGAUAAUGUAGCUCUAGAACCUUGUCUGGGACUUCCUCUGAGAAACCUGUAACCCUCUGAAGCAUGUCUUCAAAGUGUCCUGUGAAAGAUUUCUACAACAUAUUCAAGUCCUCCUAGAACCUCCUCAGUCCUUUCACAAGCCCAUAAGCCCUUCACAAGGACUCUUAAACUUUCCUGUGACUUCUUUAUAGAGACUGUUUGUUCUCCUAGAUCAAUGUGAUCUGAGUUUCUCAGAGAUGUCUGAUACUAGUUUUCCACCGGCAUGGUCCCGGUGGUGGUGCAGAUCCAGUUUGGCCUUGGUACCUUAUCAGAACCAGCCUACAUUGCUGGCUUUUUGGUACCAGUUCAGACUUUUUGCAGGAGAAACGCAUGAAACUGGUUCUAGACAGGACACUGGCCGUGCUUAGGAAACAUGAAAAGCUGCAGUAGUGUCUGUUCACCUGGUUGCUAACAAUAAACAAAAGUCCUCAAAGCUUGUUGUGCAGAUUUGUGUAUAGGAGCUAUUUUCUUUUCUUCUGAACUUCACCAACCACAGCAUGGCUGUGCAGAAGAACGUGUAGAUACACAAAGACUACCCAUGCUCACAUUUCACUGUGAGGGGGUCCCCUUCACCUGACAGGUGAUGCUGCUGUAUGGGCAGAUGCGACUUUGAUUUUGGCUGACCUCUCUGUGAGGAAGCCGCAGGGAUGCGUGAGAACGUAAAACUGCUCACUGAGAGGCUACUGAGGAAGUUCUGGGAUCCUUGGAAGCUCUUCCUCAGUUGGCUUCCACAGUCAGGACCGCCCUGAGUGGUUUUUACACCAGCAGGGGAAAUAUUUUUCUUUUUAAUAAAUGAAUCAUGACGAGGUAACUGUUGUUGCUUUCAACGUGAAGGUUUUGUGCCUUUGCAGCGUGACAGUCAAUCAUCGUUCAGCUGUGACGUCAGCAGAGACGGGUGUACAAAUCACAGGACAGUCGCUUGGAGUGUGAAGCUCUUCAGGAAGUACUCUGACCUUCCUGACACCACCAUGAGAUUUUUUAAUAUAAUGUCAUAAUGUCAUCGGUCAUCAUCCUAUGGUUUCACCCACACAAAGACAUAUUGGGCCUCGAAGUUCUAGAGAAGCAUUUUGGUUUCUUGAAGAUGUUUGAGGUGGUACGUGUGAUUCUGAGAACUGUCCCUUGGCUCUCCAUCAUCAUGUUUGUUUAAACUGUGUCCUCUGUUUAAACAGCCUUCACCAUCAUUCUGACUCCACGUGUGAAAUAAACCAUUUGUUCUGCUGA